Musca domestica (house fly) is the source of this 855-nucleotide messenger RNA. RefSeq names its product large ribosomal subunit protein bL12m (gene mRpL12). Gene Ontology annotation, cellular component: ribosome; mitochondrial large ribosomal subunit. The coding region runs from base 142 to 690 and encodes 182 amino acids. Gene Ontology annotation, biological process: mitochondrial transcription; translation. Gene Ontology annotation, molecular function: structural constituent of ribosome. NCBI's taxonomy places the organism in Eukaryota, Metazoa, Arthropoda, Insecta, Diptera, Muscidae. The transcript has a single exon. The record is from RefSeq and is a predicted model, not a curated record.
CUUGUCGAUUAAUCGAUACCAUAUGUGGAGCUGUCAACUGUGUGGAGUGAAUUUUUGUGUUGAUAAUUUUACAUAACCGCAACUUCCACACGAGCAAUAUAACUUUUCAUUAUUGAAUAAAAACGUUUGAAUAAUUACAAAAUGAUUGCCUCCCGUUUUGUGUUAAGACAAUUGACAUGCAAUGCAACUCGCCGCAUGUUCUCCGCCGAAGCUGCUGCAGCAGCCACCGAAGGAGCAAAGAAUCUUACACCACCACCACCAGAAGGUGUUGCCAAGCCGGUUAAUCCAAAACUCGAGAGUAUUGCCAAUAGUAUAGCUGGACUUAACCUUUUGGAAGUCUCCGAACUCAGUGCUUUGUUGAAGAGUAAAUUGAACCUGCCCGAAACUUCAUUCGUUCCACAAAUGGCCAUGGGCCCUGCCAGACCAGCUGCCGCUGCUGAGGAAGAAGAAGAGGCAGCCCCCAAGAAAGUACAAACUUCCUUCAAAGUGAAACUUGUGAAAUUCGAUGAAAAACAAAAGGUUGCACUAAUCAAGGAAGUCAAGAAUCUUUUGGAGGGCAUGAAUUUGGUACAAGCCAAGAAAUUCGUUGAAAGUGCUCCAACAGUUGUUAAAGACGACAUACCCAAAGACGAAGCCGAAAAACUUAAGGAAGCUUUAACCAAGGCUGGCGCUGUUGUUGAAAUUGAAUAAAUAAAAUAGAAUAAUACAAUUGAAAUUAUUUCUAUUGUUAAUUUUGGGUUAAUAUUUUAAGUUAGUAUACCUACAUCGUAUGCACUGCAUCUAUGAAUUGAAUUGUUUUCACAAGACGUUAUAGUCUAUAAACGAAAUAAAUCGAAACCAACAGAUUAUGGAAAA